ACUACAGGUGUGUUAUUUGGCAGUGUGAAGGAGACUCGGUCUCGGUCAGACAACCGUGUUGGAGCUCUCUGGAAGAGUCAGUGAACGCACCACUGCUGAAGAACGACGAGAAGAUGGUGGAGUGAGAACAUGCGAGAAAAUUAAAUUUGUAUUUUUUUUUGGAGGAGAAACUGAGUUUGUUCUCAAUUUUUCUGUCUUCCGAUUGUGACAUUGGAUGGAGUGACUGAACCUCAGCGACGCGGAUAUUCACAUUAGUUUGGAUUGCUGUGUAGGGACUGUGCAAAAUGGAUUUAAACAUUACCAAGCGAAGAGGAGUUUUAUUGAUUGUGUUCACCGUUUUAAGUCUUCUGCAUGGCUCCAGAGGAGAAGUCCCUCCUAAACCAACCGGCAGUGUGACGAUUGUGCCCCCAAUUAAGCCCGAUGAUUCUCCUCAGGCCUACCCAGACACAGAAAAGGCAAAUUUACCAGUCUUCACAAUGAAUUAUCCAAGAAUACAGAUCCCCUUUGAGAUCACUCUUUGGGUGCUGCUGGCUUCAUUCGCAAAGAUUGGUUUCCAUGUGUACCACAAGAUCACCAUCUGGGUGCCAGAGUCGUGCCUCCUGAUCAGCAUUGGUCUGAUCGUGGGUGGCAUCAUGCACUCUGUCCAUGAGGAGCCCCCCGCUGCGCUCUCAAGCAAUGUCUUCUUCCUCUACAUGCUGCCCCCGAUCGUCCUCGACUCGGGCUACUUCAUGCCCACCAGGCCUUUCUUUGAGAACAUCGGCACGGUAUUGUGGUUUGCAGUGGUGGGGACUCUGUGGAACAGCAUCGGUAUAGGCAUGUCUCUGUUUGCCAUAUGCCAGAUUGAGGCGUUUGGCGUGCAGGACAUCAACCUCCAGGAGAACCUGCUGUUUGCCACCAUCAUCUCGGCCGUGGACCCGGUGGCUGUGCUGAGCGUGUUUGAGGACGUGUCUGUGAACGAGCAGCUCUACAUCGUAGUGUUUGGGGAGUGCCUCUUCAAUGAUGCUGUCACUGUGGUGUUGUACAACAUGUUCAACUUCGUGGCUGAAAUGCCAGUGGUGGAGCCAGUGGAUGUUUUCCUUGGGGUGGCGAGGUUCUUCGUGGUCGGGCUUGGCGGGAUGGGCUUUGGCAUCCUCUUCGGCUUUGUGGCCGCCUUCACCACAAGAUUCACCUCCAAGGUCCGAGAAAUCGAGCCACUCUUCAUAUUCAUGUACAGCUACCUGGCCUACCUGGUGGCUGAGCUGUUUGCUAUCUCAUCCAUCAUGGCCAUUGUUACCUGCGCCCUCACGAUGAAAUACUACGUAGAGGAAAAUGUUUCCCAGCGUUCCUGCACGACCAUCCGCCACGUGGUCAAAAUGCUUGGCUCCAUCUCUGAGACCCUCAUCUUCUUCUUCCUCGGGGUCGUCACGGUGACAACAGAGCACGAGUGGAACUGGGGCUACAUCCUGUUCACACUGCUGUUUGCCUUUGUGUGGAGAGGUCUGGGUGUCUUGGUGCUUACUCAGAUCAUUAACCCUUUCCGCACCAUCCCAUUCAACUUGAAAGAUCAGUUUGGCCUGGCCUAUGGAGGCCUCCGAGGCGCAAUUUCAUUUGCCUUGGCCUUCACUCUUCCUGAAAACAUCACCCGCAGGCCACUCUUCGUCACUGCCACUAUUGCCAUCAUCCUCUUCACUGUGUUUCUACAGGGCAUCAGCAUCCGACCUCUGAUUGAGUUAAUCAAUGUCCGCAGAACCAACCGCAAUCUUGACACCAUCAACGUAGAGAUUCACUGCAGGCUCAUGGAGCACACCAUAGCAGGAAUAGAGGACCUCUGUGGACAGUGGAGCCACUUCUACUGGAAGGACAAGUUUAUGAAGUUCAACAAUCGAAUCCUGCGGAGGAUCCUGAUCCGAGACAGCCGGGCUGAGUCCAGUAUUGUUGCACUGUACAAGAAACUAGAGCUGCAGAACGCCAUGGAGAUCCUGGACCAAGUGUCGGGAGACAUCAGUGCUGCUCCAUCCAUCGUUUCUCUCUAUGAGGAAAAGAAAACCUCUGCUAAACCUAAGAAGAAGUUCAUGGCUGCUGACCUGAGGAACAUGCAUGACAUCCUGUCCAAGAACAUGUACAAGAUCAGGCAAAGGACGGUGGCAUACACAAGGAAGAAUGCCUUGCCCAAUGACAGCCAAACCAGAGAGAUACUGAUCAGACGCCAUGCCAGCAUCCGCCGCAGCCUCCGACCUGGCAGCUUUCAGACAGCGGCGGUGCCCAGAUCUCAUAAGUACUUCUCUCUUCCUGCUGGAAAGAGUCUGGACUCAAAAUUCCCACCUCAGAGGCUGAGCUAUACAGAUGACCAGGAAACCAUGUCAGAAGUGGCGUAUCCCUCCAGACGCUCUCGGUUUGGUCAGCCGGUACGCUCUUCCUCCAGAGCCAUGAUGCCUCUACAAAGGCUAGAUACCCUAAAAGAAGUCCCCUCUGUUGAUGUUCUGAAUGAAGGCAGAAAUGAAAGUGGCCGGCUGGGGCGUGGCAUGUCCAGAACAAACUCCUCCUACAGUGAUUCUCGUGUACCUGCUCCUCGCCGUCACUUCUCCUCCUCCGCUGAUGACGACAAUGGUUCAGCUGAUAACUUAAGAAAUGUGCAUAAUGAAGCAGAAGAGGAGGAGCAGCAGCAACUGCCAUCUUCAUCUCCAUCUCCGGCCUGGGCUGCUGAACCCAGAGACAACGCGACCAGAAACCCUCUGCUCAGGCGACCUCAGUGGAACCCGAAGAAAAAGUAAAAGUGCUCCUGGGCUUUAAGCAGCAGCUGGACUGCCAAAGACUGAGCCUCAGGUUCUCAAACAGCUCCAGGGCCUCUGUGUAUUCAUACUGCAAAAAGGCCAAAUACAUUAACAGCGGAGAUCCAUUCAUUUCUCAAUAGAGGUGAAGCACCCUUCAAAAUGAGCCAAAAUGGACACAAGUCAGAGGUCUCAGGCACAUGGGAAGCACAGGGCACCAGUGGAGAAACUGUGUCUGAACUGUCAACAGUGAGUCAUUCUGCCAGUUUUUGUCUGUGUAGUUAUUUCAACUAGUCACAUAAAUAUAAUUUUAAAAACCUUUUUAUCUUCCUGUAGGAUUUUUCUUAGAUAUUUAAAGGCAAUGUAAGUUAAACUGUUUAUUUGCUCUUUGUGUAUAAUUUUUUGUACUUUUACUGUGUGUAACAGCUGUAUCAGAGGAUACAAGUUUUGUAAAUAGGCCAUUUUAGUUGAAUAUGAGGAACUAUUGCUGUGCAGUACAAAGUACUCUUGGGAGUGACUGGGGGCAUUUUGUAUGUCUGUUACGUUCAUGGAUCCCACAAAUCUGGGCCCAUUUUAUUAGUGUUGUUGCUGUAAUAAAUUUUCUGUGUUGCAGGAAA
This is a messenger RNA of Lates calcarifer (barramundi perch), 3364 nucleotides long. RefSeq names its product solute carrier family 9 member 2 (gene slc9a2). Gene Ontology annotation, biological process: proton transmembrane transport; regulation of pH; sodium ion transport. Lineage: Eukaryota; Metazoa; Chordata; Actinopteri; Centropomidae. The record is from RefSeq and is a predicted model, not a curated record. Gene Ontology annotation, molecular function: sodium:proton antiporter activity. Gene Ontology annotation, cellular component: membrane.